Messenger RNA from Exophiala mesophila, 1671 nucleotides. RefSeq lists its product as uncharacterized. Gene Ontology annotation, biological process: mitochondrial translational initiation. Gene Ontology annotation, molecular function: structural constituent of ribosome. The transcript has a single exon. NCBI's taxonomy places the organism in Eukaryota, Fungi, Ascomycota, Eurotiomycetes, Chaetothyriales, Herpotrichiellaceae. Bases 66 to 1508 code for a protein of 480 amino acids. Gene Ontology annotation, cellular component: mitochondrial small ribosomal subunit. The record is from RefSeq and is a predicted model, not a curated record.
GCUGCUCACACGCUGCUCUCUUGUUCACCCUUACUUGCGUCAAUCCGGCCACGGUACUAGCAGCAAUGACUGCUGUCCGGCUGUCACCUUCUGGGAGUCUCCUUCGCAGCUCGAGGCUCUUUGCACUUCCUCCCGCCAUUCAUGGCCCGAAGGAAGGUGACUUUGGCUCCGACACAGCUACCACCGCCCACCCCCUCCGAGCUGCCCUCGAAACCCCCCUUGUAUCCUUGAAUCGGGGAGACUGGGGUCUCAAACGCCACUUGCCAACAAAGACUACCACCAAAUCCGGUACACCGACAUUCAGAAUAAAGAAUGGAAUUGAUACAGCGGACCACGUUACCGAUUUCGAAUCCGCAGCAGAUCAUGUCCUUACCUUGCGCAAGUUCCAGGAACUGAACAUCCGAACUGUCUUCCCUGUCAAGGACGACCGGUUCAAGCCUAAACUUACCAGUGUUUUCACGCCUGAAUUAGACAACACCACAGACACACCCUUCCAGAUCGAUGUCCAAGCGAAGUCCUCAUCACAAUUACCCGCGCACCUACAAGCCAGUUUGGAGCAGUUUGAAAAAGAUCAAACAGACUCAGCGGAACCUCAGGUUCAGCCUGUAGACCUCGCAUCAUCGAGCAUCGAUCCCGAAGCACCGAGAAGAUGGCGUUUCGCAGGUCCUUAUCUAGCAGGCAUUAGUGAGCUGGAAUUUAAUGCAUUUCUGGACAAGAUUACGCCUCAAAAGGUGAAAGAGUUCAAAGCCUUGAUUAAAUCCGAGCUCACUAGGAUUCGAACGCAAGAGAAGCGGUAUGAGCUAGUCGCUCAAGGCCGCGCAGAUGAACAGGCCGACGCAGCCAUCGAAUUAGGCGAUGAAGAUGUGGAACAGUACCUCAAAACCUUGCGAUCAGAUACCGCCAAAUUUGGCCCUCUGAUUGCGCAAUUUUUCGAUCUCGCAGAUGGCCCUCGGCCAGUCGGGGUGGAAGACUGGCCGUACGGACGUCAAACCUUUGCGGCCGAGCAGUAUAGAGAGUCCGGUCCUCCUGCUUUACAUCCCUCGGCCGGGUUGACUUACCACCAAGCGGUAAACUACACCAUCAACGAUAUCAAGAAUGGGCCGUUGGUGGGCAAUCGGGCCUUCCCCGCACGUAUCCUGAACUCCUACAAUAUCACCAACGACAUCAUUCAGCCUGUUGUCGGUGUGGCUGGGUUCGUCGCCCGACUACGAGAGAAAUCAUUCAGGAAGAGGUCAAUGGCCUGGGCAGCCGAAAAGGACGGGAAGAAAACGGUGGUUAGCCCGAAGUACGUGACCUUAAAAGAGGACGGUAGAGUACAGUUGACGGCGACGGUAAUGGAUGACUGGGUGUUGGAGAAUGACGAGCCCGUGCCCAAGUCAGAAAGCGAGUCUGCUCGGCGCCCGGAUGUCCUCCCUGCUGCUGCUGUCAACCGAUCCUCCAGAAUGCCUCAGCAAGACCGACGGAGAAGAGUCGUCAUUGACCAGAGUAUCGUCAACCACCAGGCGUAAAGCCACGAAGACGGCCAAAGCAUCAAUUCAAAUAGAGCUGGCCCAACGCAUACGGAGUCGUUAUGUAACAUAUUUGUAGAGACAUACAUCUUUUGAGCAUCCUUUAAAGACCUUGGCUAUCUUUGAAUGUGAUCCUCUUCAAUCGAAUGCAGGACUAGUCUUC